AUGGAGGAAAUAAAAGCGGACGUCACCGCCGUGACGGAAGAGAGCAUCGGAACGGUGUCACCGACUGUACACGUCGCUCUAGAGACCAUUGAUCGACCACUUUUUGAUGAGAUUUACGAGGAUUGGGCCUCCUUUGACGCCGCAAUUGCUCGUGCAACAGCAGCGUACCAUCCGAUCCGGAAACGCUCGUCCCUGACCUUUGAAGUCUACAAUCGCACUGUGUCUAAGGGCCGUCACGAUCGUAAAAAUAUUGCUGAGUUUCUCUCCAAGACGUUUAAAUGCACACAUGGAAUCAAGUUUCGUUCACGUGGAAGUGGGAAGCGAAUGCGACAUAAAUUACGGGACAUUGGCUGUCCAUUUCACGUCUAUGCAUCAGCAGUGGAGUUUGGACCGACGUAUCGUAUUAAAGUACGUAUGCAUGACAAACAUAAUCAUCCAAUUGGACCAGAUUCAAUGAAGAUGAUGAGUGGGGCACUUCAUGAAUCGGAUUAUGAGUUGGCUACACCCAAUCGAGACACUGAGAACGUGGAGAUUUCGACAACAAAUACGAUGGAACACCGGCGGCUCAUCAUGCCCAUGCUGAAUCAAGCUCAAGCACAGGCAGAAGCUGAAGCUGAAGCUCAGUCACAGGUGUACCAGAUUGCUCAGGCACAGGCACUACUAAAAGCAGAAGUACAGACAAUGACGGGAGAUGCUCGAGCACAGGAGAUCUUGCAUGAGUCACUGGGAGUUCUAGAUGGCACUAUGGACAGCAGUAUGGGAGAUGAAGUUUUUUCGGGAACUUCAGCAGCAGCUCAAAUGUCUGCUGCUGAAUCUGCUGUUGCAGCUAAUAGCAGUAUUCAAGCAGCUAGAUCUAAUAGUGUUGAAACGCCUUCUAAGUUUGAAGAAACGAUGACUUUCGAGGCACUUCGGAAACGUGUUGCUGACUUUGCUGAUGAACGUGACUGGAAUCAGAUUCACACGCCUCGUAAUCUGCUGCUGGCUCUUAAUAGUGAAGUGGGCGAGUUGUGCGAGAUUUUUCAGUGGAAAGGCGAGGUCAACAAUACCGAAGAUUGGUCUGCACGCGAAAAAGAGCAUCUUGGCGAGGAGAUUAGCGAUGUGUUGAUCUACUUGGUGCGACUUGCUGACAAGUGCGAUGUAGAUCUGCCUGCUGCUUUGAACGACAAGAUCGCCAAGAAUGCACGGAAAUAUCCCGCUGAGCUGAUAAGAGGAUCGUCCAAGAAGUACAACGAGUACAAGCGGAUGCGUAUAGUGGAGGAGUCGACGUUGUAG
Molecule: messenger RNA, 1272 nt
Organism: Peronospora farinosa
Lineage: Eukaryota; Oomycota; Peronosporomycetes; Peronosporales; Peronosporaceae
Source: the annotation of a GenBank genome assembly